AUGAGGAUCAUAUGCAGGCAAUGGCUGGGACUAAACAAAGGAGCUUUGGGCGGGAGAGCUAAUUUCUCCAAGUUUGCGGCCAUGGAGGUAUCGCCACAGGCACUAUCGACUAUUGACCAAAGCGCGGAUGUAAGAGAGGGUGCAAGUUUGAGUGUUUCAAAAGCGUUGUCAUCGAAAAAUAGAAGAGAGGUGAGAUAUUCUAAAGGGACCAAAACAUUUCCCACGAAAAUUGAAAAUCCGGAAGCUCGCAAGAGAAAAGCAAAACCUCCAAAAGCUAGGGGAAAACUUGACAUGAGGUAUAAUAAAUCCAGAUGUCAAACCGAGAACAAGUCAUCAAUGAUGUUUGGCUCUGAAGCAGAGAGGGAUGCUCAUAUGUCGAGACAUUGUAGCAACAGAACUUGCGCUUUUUAG
Molecule: messenger RNA, 411 nt
Organism: Sclerotinia borealis F-4128
Lineage: Eukaryota; Fungi; Ascomycota; Leotiomycetes; Helotiales; Sclerotiniaceae
Source: the annotation of a GenBank genome assembly